UACUGUUGGUGCUGCUGCUGCUGCUGCCGUAAUAUUACGUGAUAACACAUUUUUGGGCCGCGAGAACGAAAACGGGUACCAAACACAUCUGCGAGGCGGCCGAUCGUGGCCGAACUUGGGGCAAAAACCAGUGCGAAGCGCAGCGGCCAGUGUUUCCUGUCGCGGUGCGUCACGGGAGCGGGCACCCGUCCGUGCAGCCGUGUUCCCCCACUCCUCAGCGGGACCGCAGCAAAAUAGAGGACAGAAUUUGCAUUGAUCCUAUGUGUGCACUACAAUCACUGGAUGGCCGGCGCAUCCGGAUACGGACGUUCCUAAGCAUCACAAUCACAGCAUUAUAAGAAGACAGCACUUGCAGAUCGUGCUACGAGUUGAAUAGAGUGUUCUCUUCUCAGAACGAGCUAAGAAAGCAAGUGGUGUACCGGUUGAACAACGAGCGAGAAUGCUGAGUAUUUAGCUACCCACAAAGCGAAACAAUACCAGACAGAGUGUUGUUGUGUGUUUAACUGCUGGUCGUCGGAAUUGGCCAACGGCUGGCAUCAGCAUCAGCUGUGAAUUCCGGAAGAUCCGGUCCUCCGAGAAGCAACUGCGACAACAACUACUCACCUCAGCUCGUCAGUGACACAGUCCCUGCUUCCGGUAUAUGACAUGAAUUCCGACGAGUACGAGCAGCUGCCGACGUCGAGCGUGGCCGCCAUUAUGACGGCCGGCGCGAUAGCGGGCAUUAUGGAGCACUGCGUCAUGUACCCGCUGGAUUCGGUCAAGACACGAAUGCAAUCGCUCACACACAUGAAGGCACACGAUACGAUUCUGUCGACGCUACGGGACAUGGUGCGAACGGAGGGCGCAAUGCGACCGUUCCGGGGCGUAAUGGCCGUCGUGGCCGGUGCCGGUCCAGCCCAUGCCCUCUACUUCGGUGCGUACGAGUGCUCGAAGGAGAUGAUUGCCACCGUGUCCGAUCGUGAUCACGUCAACUAUAUGCUGUCGGCAGCGGCCGCCACGCUCGUGCACGAUGCCGUUUCCAAUCCGGCCGACGUCGUGAAGCAGCGGCUACAGAUGUACAACUCACCGUACAGAUCGAUCCUGCACUGUGCCAGCCACGUGUACCGAACCGAGGGUUUCCGGGCCUUCUAUCGCUCCUACUCGACGCAGCUCGUCAUGAACAUCCCCUACUCGGCGAUCCAGUUCCCGACGUACGAGUUCUUUCAGAAGCUGCUCAACAAAGACAAUAAAUACAACCCGCCGGUGCACAUGGUGGCGGGCGGGGUGGCCGGAGCUGCCGCGUCCGCCCUCACGACACCGCUCGACGUGUGCAAGACGCUACUCAACACGCAGGAGGACGGUGCCGGUAAGACGCGCGGGUUGUUUGAGGCAGCGAAGAAAAUCUACGCCACGGCAGGGCCGAUGGGCUUCUUCAAGGGGAUGCAGGCGCGCGUCCUGUACCAGAUGCCGGCCACCGCCAUCUGCUGGUCGACGUACGAGUUCUUCAAGUACAUCCUGUCCCGGGUAAAGAAACCGACGGGCAGCGGAGGCAGUUCAGUGUCAGCCGCCCGCUCCCUGACCGCGGAACCGUUGCUGGCGGCCGACGAUGCAUCGAGCAAGGCCUCCGCCACGAUCACCGACCUGCGCUACAUGAUGAUUCCGGCGGCCGCAUCGGUCAGUGCGGAAGCAUCACCGGCCGGUUGCAGUGGCGUUGGCAGUGCCAGUUUGCUGAUUCGAUCGGAACGCGGCGAAUCGCCGUCCGCGACCGGUGUUGGUGGUGGUUCAGGUCAGCCGGCAUCAACGGGUGAUAAGGUGGGUAGUACGGCGGUCGGAGGAAGCAGCGUUGGUGGAGGUGGUGUUGCUGGAUUGAUUCCACGAGGCGGUCCCGAACUGCCGGCCAUGUCCGGUGCCGGCAUUUACGGUGCCAUGAGCUACAACACGAUGCACUCGAACGACACGAACCCGCUUAGCGAUAUCCGGCGGACGAACUAAGGCUCCCGGAGGGGGAACCCCGAGCUGCUGGAGCCCGGUCGGUGAACCAUGGACGGAUGGACAGACGAACGGAUGGAGGUGUACGUGCUUCUAGCAGUAAAAAUCUUGUUGAUUAAGCAGAUUUUGGGGAGUUGAAAGUAUUCCUAGUGGAACGGGACGAACAGAUGAUAAAGAGAACGGAAGUUGGAGAGAGAGCGCAAGAGAGACACGGAGAGAGAGAGAGAGAGAGAGAUGAUGCUGUGCGCUACCUGGAAGCCAAGAAUGUUUCGAACGUAUUUGAAGCAUCGAGCGAGCGAGAAGCGGAUGUGAGACGCGAGUGGUGGAGCCAUCUGUCCUCGGGACGCAGUCAAUACGCAUCAACGCACCAUCAACUAAGUACAGCGUUUUGUUAAGUUUAUAUCCCCCCACCCCUCCUCGGGAUACCUACGGAGAAGAAGAUGAAGAAGAAGAAGAAGAUAGAGACAGCGGGGGACAAACGUGUGGGACGUGUAGUUGGUUUGGAAGUGGACACAGUCCGAGCAUAGCGGGCGACACGCAGACACACUGUAAAACAGAUUGCAUCGAGCGGUUCUCGUUGCAACCGACGUUUCACCCCCCCCCCCCCCCCCGUUCCCCCUCCCGGAGGCUGUUGCUGUUGACCGUAAUGCUUCGUGUGCGCGUAUGCAUUGUCCAUGAUCUUCGGUGGCCAACCGUUAAUGCGCUAGUUAGAAGAUUAGUUGUUUGGCGAAAACUCUCCAUCGCCCUCGGCACGUGUGGCGGAUGUCUAGAAGAUGUCGUCCAUGCCGGUGGAGUGAUUCUCAUUGGGCGCUCGUGCAUGGCACGGUACCAGCUCACACACAAAAGAAAACGGGAAACAAAACGGGACAGGCGGCGCUACGUUGGCCACACGAUGAUCAACGGUGAUCGGGAAGGCGAAUGGCAUUGGCACAUUGGCUUCCACUCGAUCGAUCGGUGAACGUUGUACGAUCGUGCUCUUCUGACAGAGAAAUAACCGCGAGAGGACUAGUUAAGCGGGACCAUUCCGUGGCAGUCAAGCUUUCGAAAGCGCGCCGAGUGCGCCGCAGAGCAAGCCGAAAUCUUUUUCUAUGCAGCUAAAUUUAAGUUCUUCUUCUUCCGUCUGCGUGCGAGCGUUUUUGAAAUGUACUUUUUGAAAUUACCAGUUUAUCCCAUGGUCGUCGUAUUGAAUACAUGUAAAUGGUGAAUAUGUUUCUGUUGGAUGGAAAUCAUCGUCGGAGGAGGAGGUUCGAUGGAAUCGUUUCCUGCUUCGGCAAGUCAAUUACUUAUGUGAAAAACCCUCGAGGGAUGUUCCUUUCGAGACACAAAGGGUGCUGUUAUGAAUUGAGAUUGUGCUUUGGCUUGCCAUUUUUGUGUCAAUUAGAUUCGGUUCUCUGGAAGAUGCACUAUUGGCCAAAUGCCGAUACGCGGACCGAGUGACGGUCUUCAUUACUCUGUUUUAGGAAACGAGAAGCUAGGGAAAGUGAUUCCAACGGGCGUGUACGCCGGGACAUGCACGCCGAAAAUCGAAAUUUUACGGUCAACGGUCAAUCGGACCUACCACAGUCGAUGCAACAGUCGCGACGUAAUGACUAAAUGAAGUUAUGUGAAAAAGAACAAAACCAACAAUAAACUCUAUUUCAACACCCUGUGUA
Anopheles aquasalis is the source of this 3620-nucleotide messenger RNA. It is a transcript of the gene mfrn, whose product is annotated as mitochondrial iron transporter mitoferrin. Lineage: Eukaryota; Metazoa; Arthropoda; Insecta; Diptera; Culicidae. Gene Ontology annotation, molecular function: ferrous iron transmembrane transporter activity. Gene Ontology annotation, biological process: iron import into the mitochondrion. The record is from RefSeq and is a predicted model, not a curated record. Gene Ontology annotation, cellular component: mitochondrial membrane.